UUUCUUAAUAGGUUUUGAGGUUGGAAAAGGAAAAACCAAAAAAGCGACAAGAAGGCUAUUUUGUCUUUGAAUUCGAUCGUAACUCUUUCUCCGAUCCAGAAACAGUAGUAGUUUCGCUCUUCCAACUCAGCUCUUUUCUCUCAGAAUCCACUUUACCUGGAAAACAAAAGCCCCUUGGAUUCUAGGGCAAAGUUUCCAACCAAACUCGAUUCACUCCGAUUCAUCGUCGUCGGAAGCAGUAAUUGCGGUGGAGCAAUGUUCUUCAGCGGCGACUCGUCGGCUCGGAAGCGAGUCGAUUUAGGAGGGCGUAGUUCCAAGGAAAGAGACCGUCAGAAGCUUCUUGAGCAGACUAGGUUAGAGAGGAACCGUCGCUUGUGGUUGCGACAGCAGAACUCCGCCGCAAUCAAAAUUCAGAAAUGCUUCAGAGGAAGAAAGGCAGUGGAAGCUGAACGUCUGAGGGUGAGAGAGCAUUUCUUUAUGACUUAUGGGAAGCGUUGCCAAAAUGUGGACAGGCAUUCUUUUGGGCUGGAUUCUGAUUUUCUCCGCCAGUUACUUUUCUUUUUUAAUCCACAAAAUGUUGCUGAUUUCUCUGCUCUUGUGGAGACAUGCCGAUUACUUCAACAAUUUGUCCGAGAAAGCGCAGGAGGUAUUCUGAGCCUCUUUGCAGGCGUUGACUAUUCUUCUAAGUACGCUGUAGUUGACUACAGAGUGAAACAACUUGCAUAUGCUUGUAUUCGUGGUGUUCAUCAAAAUAGAAAUCAGUUGAAGGAUCAACUGUUUAUGACGUCUGAUAAAUCCAGUACAUCAACAAUCCUCUUGUUAGAGGCAGUCGUUAUGUUGAUUGAUCCCGGACUUCCUUGGUCUUGUAAGAUAGUUGGCUAUCUCUUGCAAAGAAAUACGUAUUACUUGUUGAGAGAGAUUGUUCUCACUGGAAAGGAAAGUAUAAAAUUUCAAGAUUCUGUUGGGAAAAUAUCUUCUCUGGAGAGUAUCCUUGCCCUCAUUAUACCUCAUGUUGGUCAGAGAUCAUGUGUUUGUGCUAAUAUUGAUCCCCGAUGGAGUUUCUCAUCACAAAUUCUUACAAUUCCUUUCUUGUGGAAGCUUUUUCCAUAUCUAAAAGAGAUUUUUGCAACACGGGAGCUGAGUGUACAUUAUAUUCAUCAGAUGGCAUUAUGUGUGCAAAAUCAUGCUAAUGUUUUACCUAAUGAUAUAGCAACUGAAUUUCCGGGUUAUGCCUGCCUUCUUGGCAAUCUAUUGGAAACAGCUGGAGUUGCUUUUUCUCAGCCUGACUGUUCAUUUGAUAUGGCCAUAGACUUUGCAGCUGUUGCAACAUUUUUGCUGGAGGCGCUUCCUCCUAUGCAAUCAUCUAACAAAGAAAGUAAAGAAGUGGACGAGGAUGAAAUAAUUGUUGGUGAUGAAAUGAUGGAAAAAGGUCUUAAUAAGGAUUUGGAACUACAGAUUUCCAAUGCAAUAGACCCACGGUUUCUUCUACAAUUGACAAAUGUUUUGUUUGGAAGGAUUUCAUUUGUCAAUGGUUCAUAUGAAGAAGGGGCUCAUGGUAAAGAGGUGGUAGCUGUUGGUGCUGCUUGUGCUUUCUUGCAUGUGACUUUUAACAUUUUACCCCUUGAGCGUGUUAUGACUGUACUAGCUUAUAGAACAGAGCUUGUUCCUGUAAUAUGGAAAUUCAUGAAGCGAUGCCAUGAGAAUCAGAUGUGGUCAGCAUUGUCUGGGCAAUUAUCAUAUCUGCCGGGAGAUGCACCUGGCUGGCUGUUACCUUUGUCAGUUUUCUGCCCUGUGUACAAGCACAUGCUUAUGAUAGUUGAUAAUGAGGAGUUUUAUGAGCAGGAGAAGCCACUGUCAAUAAAAGAUAUCAAAUGCUUAGUUGUUAUCUUAAGACAGGCGCUAUGGCAGCUCCUAUGGGUGAAUCCUGUCACCCCCCCCAACCCAGCCAAGUGUACUGCUGACGUCUUUACUCUUAAGAGGCACCCUUUAGAAUUUAUUCAGCAUAGGGUUAGCAUUGUAGCUUCUGACCUUCUGUCACAGUUGCAAGAUUGGAACAACAGACGGCAAUUUACAGCCCCUAGUGAUUUCCAUGCUGAUGGCGUUAAUGACCAUUUUAUUUCACAGGCUAUGAUAGAAAAUAGUAGAGCUCAUGAAAUACUGAAGCAUGCUCCAUUCUUGGUGCCAUUUACAAGCAGAGUUAAAAUAUUUACUUCACAGUUGGCGGCAGCAAGGCAAAGACAUGGGCCGCAUGCUGUUUUUACAAGAAACCGAUUUAGAAUACGAAGGGAUCAUAUUUUGGAAGAUGCUUUUAGUCAGUUGAGUGCAUUAUCCGAAGAGGAUCUUCGAGGGCCGAUUCGCGUCACAUUUGUGAAUGGAUUUGGAGUGGAGGAGGCUGGUAUUGAUGGAGGUGGGAUUUUCAAAGAUUUCAUGGAGAACAUUACUCGGGCAGCUUUCGAUGUCCAGUAUGGAUUAUUUAAGGAAACAGUGGAUCACCUACUCUACCCCAAUCCUGGAUCAGGAAUGAUACAUGAACAGCAUCUCCAGUUUUUUCAUUUUCUUGGAACUGUUCUUGCAAAGGCGAUGUUUGAAGGGAUUCUUGUUGAUAUACCAUUUGCAACAUUCUUCUUGAGCAAAUUAAAGCAAAAGUACAAUUAUUUGAAUGACUUACCUUCCCUGGAUCCAGAGUUAUAUCGCCACCUUAUUUUCUUAAAGCAUUAUGAAGGUGAUACUUCAAAGUUGGAAUUGUACUUUGUUAUUGUGAACAAUGAAUAUGGAGAGCAAACAGAAGAAGAGUUGCUUCCCGGAGGGAAAAGUAUACGUGUUACUAAUGAGAAUGUCAUUACAUUUAUUCAUCUUAUAGCCAACCAUCGUUUGAAUUCUCAGAUACGCCAACAAAGUUCCCAUUUUCUGAGGGGAUUUCAACAGCUUAUACAGAAAGAUUGGAUUGACAUGUUUAAUGAACAUGAACUUCAGCUUCUGAUAUCUGGAUCACUUGAUGGUUUUGAUGUUGAGGAUCUUCGAGCCCAUACUAAUUAUGCGGGUGGCUAUCAUAGUGAGCACUAUGUCAUUGAUAUGCUUUGGGCGGUUCUCAAGAAUUUUUCCAUGGAAAAUCAGAUGAAAUUUUUGAAGUUUGUAACUGGGUGCUCUCGAGGACCUUUGCUUGGAUUUAAAUACCUUGAGCCUUUGUUCUGCAUACAGAGGGCUGCUGGUAAUGCUUCUGAAGAGGCUCUUGACCGAUUACCAACAUCAGCUACUUGUAUGAAUCUUCUAAAGCUUCCCCCGUACAGAAGCAAAGAGCAAAUGGAGCAGAAAUUGUUGUAUGCUAUAAAUGCUGAUGCUGGUUUUGAUUUGAGUUGAUAGCUAGAGAGCGUGUCUUUUCCUGUGCUACAUGUUAUGCGCCAGGUUCGUUUGAAGAGAAUCAUUGUAUCAACAGAGAAGGUACCCCAUGUGAUGGUCCGGUCAAUACUAGCUGGUGUAUGUUCAGAAUCAGACCAUCUCUGGACAACUGCAGAAGAUUAUCAAGACAUAGGAGUGAAGGGUACAUGGAACAUAUGUAGAUAUAAUGCAUAAUGUACAUAUACAUAGGUGGGUUCAUCUUUGAUAUAUAUCUUCUUUCAGUUGUUAAAUGCAUGACCUCUGGCAUGUGGGUAUAGUCGGGGGUUAUUGGUUGAUAAACUGUAAUUGAGUUCACACCUGUAUUAUUGUAAGUUUUUUUUUUUUUGAAUUGAAAAAACUUGAUUAUUUAUGCAUAUGAGGAUGAAAUGGGCUCUUGUAAGGGGGCUUUGGCUGCCGGAGUUGGUGGCCAGAGUGUGGUGGAGGGCUGUGGAGAGGUUGCCAGAGGCCACAGUGAUGAUCGUUGCCGGAGUAUUAGGAAAAUGGUACUUUGUUCAUGCACCUGAAAAAUGUAUGAAUAAAUUCAUUUUCGUUUUAGGAAAUAUAGCCCAUGGUUUUGCUUUUCAAGCACUUCUCCAGUUGAACAGAAAAAAGAAAAAAAUGGUCCCACAAUUGCUCUUGUAUAGUUUCUCACUAUGGUGAUCGUUAUCAAGGAUAUACUUGUGGCA
This is a messenger RNA of Camellia sinensis, 4061 nucleotides long. NCBI's taxonomy places the organism in Eukaryota, Viridiplantae, Streptophyta, Magnoliopsida, Ericales, Theaceae. The record is from RefSeq and is a predicted model, not a curated record.